Plectropomus leopardus (leopard coralgrouper) is the source of this 615-nucleotide messenger RNA. Its product is annotated as C-C motif chemokine 18-like. Gene Ontology annotation, biological process: immune response. Gene Ontology annotation, molecular function: chemokine activity. Gene Ontology annotation, cellular component: extracellular region. The record is from RefSeq and is a predicted model, not a curated record. Lineage: Eukaryota; Metazoa; Chordata; Actinopteri; Perciformes; Serranidae.
GUACGACAACACCCACUCCCAGCGUUUUCCUAUAAUUGCUAUGUAUGUGACCAUGAGAACAUUUAAGCAGCUGUAAGACAGGUAAAGAUCAGACCAGACCCCGUCAGACACCUAAGACCGAAGAGUCUCAUCACUUCUGAACUGAAGACAUCAUGAAGACGCUCAUCUGUACAGUGGGACUCCUGCUGCUGCUCACUGUUUACUGCACCGCCAUGCCUAAUGCCUUCAAUGAAAUAGCUCCUGGAUCGUGCUGCUUUGAAUUCUAUACAGGAAGGAUGCCACAGAAGCAAAUUAUCUCCAUCGUCAAGACUCACAGCAGCUGUCAAGAACAGGGAUUUGUGGUCACUACUGCCAAAAGGGGUGAGAUCUGCGUGAGUCAGAAUCUGAACUGGGCUCAGAGAGCUUUCAACCAACAGCAAGUCAUCAGGGACGAAUGAUCCUGAUCAAACAUCUCAACCUCCAGCCAUGAUACAGCUUUGUCUUUUAUAAUAAUGAAAACAUCUUUUUCCAGCAAGCAUUGCACUGUCUACUGUUUACUUUCAUGCAGUUAUCAAUCAUUUCACUGAUUGCUUUAAUCUCAAUAACUGCAUUUAAAAAAAUGUAUUGGUAUGUACA